Molecule: messenger RNA, 1296 nt
Organism: Pediculus humanus corporis (human body louse)
Lineage: Eukaryota; Metazoa; Arthropoda; Insecta; Psocodea; Pediculidae
Exons: 9
Coding region: 1-1296 (431 amino acids)
Biological process (GO): protein K48-linked deubiquitination
Molecular function (GO): cysteine-type deubiquitinase activity; K48-linked deubiquitinase activity
Source: RefSeq, a predicted model, not a curated record
AUGAGUAAUGAAAAAUUACAAUCACAUUCGCAAAGUUUAGCACAAGUAACAAAAACCCUACAAAUUGUUAAAAAUUCAUCUUUUUACGUAAAAUCAUCGAAAUUGAAAAAAUCCGAUGGUCGAAUCAUGUACGGAAGAUUAUUUAAUCAAAUACAAAAAGAACCAAUUAUUGAAGGUACUCCAAUAACGGAAAAAUUAGCCGUCGAUCUUCGUCGUAUUGUUUUUGGUUCAUCUACGAUUCCACCAAAAAGUGAAUGGCUUAAAAUGGGUUUUAAUUAUCAUAAUUCGAAUAAAGAAUUUUCAUACGGGCUUAAAAUCGUUCGUAAUACGACUUCCGGUUUAUUUUCCGUCGUUCAAGCUUAUUUAAUUAAAUAUUUUCUUUUUAAUAAGAAAAAGAAUCGAAAUGUCGUACCCGAACAAUUGUUGAAACCGGAUAAAGUGGAACAAGUAGAAGCACUUUGGACUUCUUUGUCUGAUCUUUUAUGGAUCGUUGGUGAAAAAAAAAAUUGCAAAAUUUGCCUUCCUCGGUCUCCUCCAUGUUUACAAAGUUCUUCUGAUUAUUUUUCUGAUGGUUUAACCGAACGCCUUCACAUAUUUGAUUUUACAACACUCGAAGAUUUACGAGCAUUUCUCAAACGUUACAUAUACGUUUUUUUAGAAGAAUCCGGUCCGGGAGCAUUACUGAUUCUUUACAGUGCUAUUUUAACAAGGGGUAUUUCACAAACGUCUGAAGAUAUGAAAACCGUCGGUUCUUGUUUUUUAUCCGGUGAAGAUGAGGGACUUAAUUGCAUAAUAACGUUAUUACUCACAGGAAGAGCGACUCCUUUCCUUCAUAACGGUGUCGUUUACGUUGGGGACGAAGAUCAUUACGCUAUGGCCCAAUGGGGAAUCAUGAGUAGAAGCGACAUAGGUUUUUUAUUGUAUAACGAUCGGGAUGAUUGUAAAAUAUUAAACGAAUCAAAACAGCCCGGAAGUCGACUGAAAACACCAAAUUUUCCCAUAUGGGUAACAUUCAAUUCUGGACAUUAUGGAGUUCUUUUCAACACCAAUAGUGAGCUUUUGAGAAACUAUCAUGCGGAAAGAAGAUUUGAAUUGUAUUAUUAUACGGUCGAAGGGAGUUGUUUGACAAUGUCCGUGGAUACCAGAUACAAAAAAUUUAAUAAAGAAGAAGAAAAUAAUGAUCGGGAAAAAACAGAAGAUUUUCUAUCAAUUCCUCUUUCGUCCAUAGAAAAACUUAUACAUACAAAAUGGGAAGAUGCUGCCAUUGUUUUUAAAGGAAUCACAUCACUUACGUAA